AUGUUAGACAAUGUCUCGGUGGCUGAACAAACAACAUGCAUAGAUUCUGAGUUUGAAGAUGACUGGUAUAAUAUCGAUAUCUUCAGCCACGUUCAAUCAGAGCUGGAUGAGAACAAUGUAUCCCACAAGCAGAUUUUUCUAUACGUAACGAGAGCUGGUGUAAACAGAAGAACCUUUCUGCAGGUACAUAACUUACUCAGGGAACUAGGAUGGUAUAAGAAUGUAGCCGAGUUCGCACCCUAGCUAUUGUCCACAUCAUGAGUGGGUUGUUGUUUAUUAUUGGUUAUCGUCGUCAUAAUGUUAAAUGCAGAUGGAGGAAUGAAAAUCAUAUCAGUAUCAGUCGUCAUCAGCCUAAACAAACUGGCUAUUGUCAUUGUCAUCAACGUUAUUCUUCACUGAGCUUCUUAGUUAUAUCGACCCCUUUAUCACAAGUCACCUUUUUACAUUGAAAUAAUUCAUUCAAACGUAAGGUCUGUCCCAUUUAACCAAGGUUCCUCACCAAUUAACUGCUAAGCGUUGAUUUAACGCUUGCUUUCUUAGGAGGAAGAGAUCAGGAUGCCAAUGAUCACAAUCUAUUCAAACAAUUUCUCCUGGAGAAAAAUCCAGGGACCAGGGACUCUUGUGGCGAAAUUGGAGAUGGGAUCUUUUCAGGCAGUCAAAAAGGUAAUACUUCUAUACGCAGGUAAAUGUUGGCAGCCUUUGAAUUUGGGCGAACUUAUAGUUAAGGUAAUACAAAACAAAAAUGAACUCUAUGGAAGCCAAGCAAAGCAUCAGUGGAUCCAAUAACACAAACUUUACUGAACUUCUCCAGCGUUAUGAGGAGACAUCCGGAGUCUGAACCUUUUUUAUAUGAUUACUUAAGAAUCAGAUUGAGCUACAAGUGAAAUUGAAAUAUCUUCUUAUUAUUACGAAAAGCAAUUCAUAAAAAAUGGGACAAUCAAAGCGCAUUUUGAUCCAAACUAUGGCCAGUAUGCAAGUUCAAACUUAUUCCGAGCAGCACAAGUAGUUAGUUAUUAGAUAUGGUUACACAUCUGGAUGAAGAAAGACAAACAGAAAAAGGUUACCUAUCCUUUAGAUAGGUGGACCAACAUACAGCCCCUGGGGCCCGCAGCAGUCAUCACCCUACUAGAAAGAUAACUGGGACGUUUCCCUCCACCGCUCUUUUAGGGUAUGGCUGCAUGAAUUGCGGAGAAAUCAGUGGGGUGAGAUCAGACGUUUACAUGUGCAGCUUCCCACCGCCUCAAACUAUUAUCGCGCCUCACAAACCUGCAUCGAACAAGUAACAAGUCACACAGACCAUGACAGUCACAUCGUGAUCUACUUCUCCUCUUCAUUUCGAUCAAUGUUUUGGGUUCUUUUAUGUCCCCUCCUACUGAAAUGAAAUAAGUUUAAAGCAGCCAAGGCCAACAUAAAAUUGUCCGAGUGAUUCGGUCAUUUGAACAGAAGAAAGAUCUUAUUCAUUUGGAUUACGACUGUACUGGUCUUUUGGAACGUAUUUGGGUUGGUUAGGCACUCUAAAAUGGGAGGGCGAUGGUUGCAUAUGUGCGCGAAUUAAUAGUAAUAGGCAUUCCGUAAUUACACACGUAUUGGGAUUAUUUAGUGACCUUAACGUAUACUGAUAUUAUUCAUGGUAGGUCGAUAGACGGAAGAUUGAGGAGAUGCGAUUGCCUGAGAAAAUGAUUUUUACUUUGCCACCAAGCGAUGCGUCGUUCAUGAAAGUAAAGGCCGAGCUAAUCGAUGAAAACACUGAAAAGAGAUCGUUUUGGAAACAGAGCAGUUAA
Porites lobata is the source of this 1781-nucleotide messenger RNA. The record is from the annotation of a GenBank genome assembly. Lineage: Eukaryota; Metazoa; Cnidaria; Anthozoa; Scleractinia; Poritidae.